Molecule: messenger RNA, 1906 nt
Organism: Epinephelus fuscoguttatus (brown-marbled grouper)
Lineage: Eukaryota; Metazoa; Chordata; Actinopteri; Perciformes; Serranidae
Product: immunoglobulin superfamily member 2-like
Exons: 3
Coding region: 267-890 (207 amino acids)
Source: RefSeq, a predicted model, not a curated record
CUCUGGUGCUGGCAGACAGAAACCUCCUGGUAGGGUGCACAGCAUUGCUUCAGGGUGACAAGUCAGUCCUGCAGAGGGUGUACUUUAACUUUCACUUCUCUUCCUGGGCUGAUCUCAUGUCCUUGUGUAACCAGCAAUGUGAGCUCCACCCACUCAGACAUUAACAGCCCUCCCAACCGGUUUCAGCCAGUUCAGUUCACACACGGCAUGUAGAGCGAGUCAGGGACACAAAAUACUGCUUCAGAAUCACCAUCCUCUCAGCUCUCAUGGAAACAUUACCGCUCCUGCUGUUCCUCCUGGCUUCAGCAGCUUCAGCAGCUUCAGACCAACAUGUGACAGUGCAGCCUGGACAUGACGUCACUCUGAGAUGUGAGGCUGGUGAUGUCUCCAUCUUAGCUGUAGAGUGGACCAGACCUGACCUGGAGCCACAGUACGUCCUCUUAAACAGUGAUGGACACUUCGACACAACCUUCCAGCAUCCAUCCUUUACAGGCAGGGUGGAGCUGGUGGACAGAGAGCUGAAGGACAGAGACGUGUCUUUAACUCUGAAGAAUGUGACCAGCAGAGACAAGGGAACAUAUGAGUGUCGAGUUAAAUCAGAUGGAUCAAGACGCAGAAAGAGAGCCCUCAUUAAGACUGAUCCAAUCACAGUCAUCCACCUGGAGGUUAGAGGUUCAGAGAAGGAAAACUACAUGGAUGGAAACACAGAGAGUGAACACCCCGUAUAUGGAAACAUCCCUCAUGGACACGUUGGACUGGCAGCAGGAGGUGUUGCAGUGCUUUCUGUAGCUGCUGUCUGGAUAUAUAAGAGACGUAAGGACCAAAGAUCAGAACAGUCUGCUGCUGAUGAAGCAGGAAACAAUCAGCUCAUGAGUCCCUCUGCUGUUUGAGACUCUUCACCAUGAUGGUCUGUUUCAACCAAUCAUGUCUCUGCUCCAUGAAUCACUGCCUUAUCGUGUGCAGUGUGUGUGCAUCUUUGCUUCAUCCUGUUUGUUUGUUUGUUUGUUUGUUUGUUGUCAAGUCAACUUUGUUUGUGUAGCACUCAACACACAAACAGAGUUGAUCCAAAGUGCUCCUGCAGCACACACACACAGAGAAACAACAGAAGCAAAGAAGAAGUAAUCCUUAGUGCUGAUCUCAGGACAGACAAACGGGUCAGCUGUUAAAUGUUAGAGACCUUUAACUGGAGUAAAUAAUUCUCCCUCCAUGAAUCACUACCUUAUGGUGGUGGAGGGUUUGUGUACCUGCUGAUCCUGGGAGCUGUGUUGUCUGGAGCUCUGAGCUCCUGGUAGGGUCUCCCAUAGCAAACUGGUCCCAGUGGAGGGCCAGACUGAAUGUGAUUCAAAUGUUCAUCCUUAACCAGGGAUGGAAAGACUAGAAUAUUUUACUCCAGUAAAAGUUCUGCAAAUUAAAAACAAAACAUCAAGAGCAGAAAACAAUCAUGUCUCCCACUUAAAUUAUUUGAUUUGUACAAAUUAAUUUAGCUUAAAUUUUCAUUUUGGCUGAAUCCUGUUGUUUUAUUUCUCCUGUGAAUAUAAAGACAUUUUACUUCAGCUUGUUGCUGUUAAUAGUUCACUUUAUGUUUUUUGUUUAUAAAUAAUAUACAUAUAUAUAUUUUUUUAAGAUAAAUUGCAUUGGGUGCACAUUUUGUUGCUUUCCUCUAAAGUCUCUCAGAGGCUGGUUGUCAGCUGAUCUCACAUCUCCACACACGUGUCUUCUUCUCUGUGUGUUGCAGCAACACGUGUACACAGCUCAGAGUAUUAAACAUUAUGAGAGUUUCAUCAGAAUUCAUAUAACGACUGCAUACUGUCUGUGGACGUGGAAUUCUAUGUCACUGCUCUGAUUGUAUACACAGAGGAGCACAUGCUUUGUGACACUUUGAAUAAUAAAAACAAGUGUCUCAUGA